Molecule: messenger RNA, 874 nt
Organism: Lotus japonicus
Lineage: Eukaryota; Viridiplantae; Streptophyta; Magnoliopsida; Fabales; Fabaceae
Exons: 3
Coding region: 78-737 (219 amino acids)
Molecular function (GO): protein binding
Source: RefSeq, a predicted model, not a curated record
AAUGUAGUUCAGUUAUGGUCACUGAGAUUUUCCUUGCAGACACAGAAAACGUGGAACCUUAAUCCUCAGUCAAACCAAUGGUGGCUGCAUGCAGAGCACCACCCAUUUCCUAUCUUUCUCCGCCGAACCCCAAACCCAGAAUUCAGAGCAAAUCAUCAUCAUCAACAUCACCACCCAUUUCCAGAGUUCAAUUUCCCAAUAGGCGUUUACUCCUGUUAUCCCUACCCCUCUCUGGUUUCCUUCUCCUUCCAGUUCCUGCCUUCGGUGAAGAGUAUGACCCGGUAACUGCUCCUGAAAGAGAUGCCAGUGCUUUGAUUUCACAGAGAGUGGCGAAAGGAGUGGAGUUGUUGGAGAAAGGGAGGGAGUUGCAGGCUCAGGGUGACUUCAAUGGCGCUCUUGACUACUUUUCUCAGGUGAUUGAUAGCUAUAAAGACUUGGCAUUCUCAGAGUAUGCAAGGGUAGGAAGAGCGCUGGUCCUGUAUGAAGUUGGUGACAGAGAACAAGCGAUUGCAGAGAUGGAAGACGUUUCAAUAUCUCUAAAAGGGUAUCCAGAGGUACAUGCAGCUCUUGCAGCAGCCUUAUAUUCCGAUAAGCAUGCUCCCUUGCUUGCUGAAAACCAGUUUACCAUUGCAACUCUGCUUGAUCCCCAUUUUACAGACCUUUCAUAUGUUAGAAACACUAAGCACUGGCCUCCAAGUUUGGUUAGUUCUCUGCAGCAUUUCAUCACACUAUCUUAAGACCUCAUAGGAUAUUUGUACAUGUUGUUUUACACAAAGUGCCAGCUAUAUGAAGGCAAUCUCUCAAGUUUGGAUGUACUUUACAGUUUCAAAUGUAUUCCCUCGUUUAUUUAUGUAUUUAUUUUUUAUAUUUUAAA